Messenger RNA from Clonostachys rhizophaga, 207 nucleotides. The record is from the annotation of a GenBank genome assembly. NCBI's taxonomy places the organism in Eukaryota, Fungi, Ascomycota, Sordariomycetes, Hypocreales, Bionectriaceae.
AUGAUCAUCCAUGGGAAAGUAUACGAUGCCACCUCCUACAUGAACAAACACCCCGGAGGAAGUGACUUGCUAGUAAAGGGCCGGGUGGAAGACGCUACGGAAGUAUUCGAUCAUAGUAAGCAUAGCGACAAGGCGAAGGAGAUUCUCAAGGCCCUCCCAGUGGGAACUCUUGCCAUACCGCCAGACGCUGCCACUGAUCAAAGAUGA